GAGUAUACAGGGAUAGGUUGAGAGCACGAAUGAAUAGAAUACCAUGUCGGGCCUAACGCCCAUUCGAGUCCGCGGCCGCAGAAAGAGAGUCAAGCUCAGCCAUGGUGACCAGAACCAAGAUGCCAAACCAGUCCGGGGCAAUCGACGGGGUAAACAACUCCUCCCACUUGAUGCUUCUCAGCGCUCUCUUUACGCUCGACGGAAACGACCAUUUAUAAGUGGUAGCAACUGGUUAUCCUCACAACCUCAACCUCAAUCCCAGCUAGACUCUCUCUCACAACUCCAAUACCAAUACCAAUACCAAUACCACUCCCACUCCGAUUCGCAACCCCAACCAAAGAAGAAGAAACGAAAGAAUCUCUCCCGCCUAGAACUAUUACCAGUCGAACUACUCGAGAGAAUUUUCCUGUACGCGCUGAAUGUCAAUUUCGCCAGAUCUUCGCCCUCGCUUGCGGCUGCUGUUUCUAGUGAGCGGGUUUAUCGCGUUUUGAUUCUUUUGGCUUUUUGGAGGGAUCCUCACCGUUCCCCAGAGGAUGCAGAUUGGGAUGGGAAUGGGAAUGGUGGGAGUGCAGGCGUUGCGAGGAUUCUACGACCGCUCGAUUAUGUGCCUAUAGGCGAAGACGAACGGCGGAUCUUGCAGAGUACUGUUUUCAGGUGUACAUGGUGUACCGUGCACAGGGUGCUGAAAUAUCUCCCUGGUUUGAUGGCUCUCAGCGUUCAACGACUCUGGCUUGAUGCGGGUAUUACCAUGGACAACUAUCAACAAGACUCCCUCAACCGGUAUCUCGAGUCAUCUACAGAGAAUAAUAGUGGUGGUGCCAUCCGCACAUUCCAAGGAACAAAAAACAACAAACACUACACCCUAACUCUCACACCCAACAUCUCAAUCCGAAUCACCAGUCCAGAAACAAACAACGACACGACAACACCCCUCCUUAAUCUCCGCGAAUUCCCACCGCAUCUCCUCCGCGGCAGCGCCCACGGUUUCAAUACCAAGGACGUCGCAUUCCUCGAACUCCUCCGCGUAUCCAGCGGGUUUAACCGCACGGAUCACUCAUCUAUGCGUGCGGCGAGGGAUAUCUCUCUAAAUAGAGAUGCGCUGCAAGAAGGUGUUCAUAAAGCUAUUAUCGAGCGGGAUCAUGAUGUCCUGGUUACUCUUCUUAAGAUUGAUGAGUAUUAUUUCCGCGCCACCUCCUCCAAUGGGGAAAUGUAUACGCUACCAGCAGAACACUACCGCACAUGCCUCCCCAAUCCCACCACAUUCAAGCUCCUCCUCCGCGCAAGCGCCGAAUCAGUACCCCCAGAUGACUCGUACAUAACAGCGUGGGCGAUGGAGCUGGGUGAUGCGUUUGGGGGCUGGUUGCUUGAUCUUAUGCUUCGGAUGCCGGAGAUGAGGGAUGGUGUUAGGGGGAGGCCGGAUGCUGGGGUAUUUUGGAUGGGGAGGUGUAAUGCGGAGAGUGAGAUGGGAGGACGGUAUUUGAGGGAUGUGUUGGGGGUGCAGGGAUUGGAGGGUUGGAUGGCCGAGGGGGUUGAUUUUGUGAGGAUGGCUGCGUCUUGA
This is a messenger RNA of Aspergillus glaucus CBS 516.65, 1558 nucleotides long. RefSeq lists its product as uncharacterized. The record is from RefSeq and is a predicted model, not a curated record. NCBI's taxonomy places the organism in Eukaryota, Fungi, Ascomycota, Eurotiomycetes, Eurotiales, Aspergillaceae. Bases 44 to 1558 code for a protein of 504 amino acids. The transcript has a single exon.